Loxodonta africana (African savanna elephant) is the source of this 8507-nucleotide messenger RNA. RefSeq names its product adaptor related protein complex 3 subunit sigma 2 (gene AP3S2). The record is from RefSeq and is a predicted model, not a curated record. Gene Ontology annotation, biological process: Golgi to vacuole transport; intracellular protein transport. NCBI's taxonomy places the organism in Eukaryota, Metazoa, Chordata, Mammalia, Proboscidea, Elephantidae. Bases 65 to 646 code for a protein of 193 amino acids. Gene Ontology annotation, cellular component: membrane coat; AP-3 adaptor complex; intracellular membrane-bounded organelle. The transcript has 6 exons.
UGUAGGGGCGGAAGGAGUUACCUUCUGCGAGCAGCUGGUGCUGAGGGAAGCGUACCUCGGGAAGAUGAUCCAGGCUAUUAUGGUUUUCAACAACCACGGGAAGCCGCGGUUGGUCCGCUUCUACCAGCGUUUUCCAGAAGAAAUUCAACAGCAGAUUGUUCGAGAGACUUUCCAUCUAGUCCUCAAGCGGGAUGACAACAUCUGUAACUUCUUGGAGGGUGGAAGUUUGAUUGGUGGCUCUGACUAUAAACUAAUUUACCGGCACUAUGCGACCCUCUACUUCGUAUUUUGUGUGGAUUCAUCAGAGAGUGAACUUGGGAUCUUGGACCUCAUCCAGGUUUUUGUGGAGACCCUGGAUAAGUGUUUCGAAAAUGUUUGUGAAUUGGAUUUGAUCUUCCAUAUGGAUAAGGUGCACUAUAUCCUUCAGGAGGUGGUGAUGGGUGGGAUGGUGCUGGAAACAAACAUGAAUGAAAUUGUGGCCCAGAUUGAAGCUCAAAACAGGCUGGAGAAGUCUGAGGGUGGCCUCUCAGCAGCACCUGCCCGGGCUGUGUCUGCUGUGAAAAACAUCAACCUGCCUGAGAUUCCUCGGAACAUCAACAUUGGUGAUCUCAACAUCAAAGUCCCCAACCUGUCCCCGUUUGUCUGAGGAUCGAGGCUUGGACUGAAUUGGAAUCCUGAAAACAAGCAAAGCCAAGCAAGUCCUGAAAGAAAACCCAUUCUGAGCCUUAGAAGAAUCAAACCACAGGACCCUGGCCCUUUCUACCUUUCUGUUUGGGGAGGCCAUUUGGCAUGGAGUGGGGAAAGGUCGAGUGUCUGUUCUCACUAUGUAGCUGUGCCCUUCUCUAAUGCCUGUGACCACUGCAGGUGGGAGGAGAAGCUGCAACUUCCUCAUGGGCAAUGACAGUGCCCAGGCCACCUGUACCCCUUACCUCCUGUGUGGAGCUGCUUCCACCGAUUGGUGACUCUUGAGCAGGCCCAUUUGUUUCUGAGAACCCCACCACGUAGAUAUCACACAUUCUCUGAUUAGAGUCUCACCGUUAGCAUCACAGAGCUUCUGAGGUCAUGUAGGCUUUUCUUUUGCUGGCCAGAUGCCAUAGGUAGAAAAGGGCUGAUCCUUUAGAUUUGGGGGUAUGGUACAUGGCAGGCAAGAGCUGGGUGUUAUGAUGAGAACCAGAGUCACCUGCUGGUUUACUAGGGUUGUUAUACCCAGAAUCCUUUUGUAUAGCCAAGCUUUCUGGUUACCACCUCCUGCAGAAUGUGUUCCCCCCACUGGCUUAGUCCCAGCUGUGCUUUCACAGGUGUCCAAAUCAUGGACCUGGGCAUGCCCACCACAUUUUGCUCAUAGGGAGAGCAGCCACCUAGACACACACGCAUACGACCUUCUCUCUCAGCACAGCCAGAAGUUCCUCCUUCAAAAGCAAGAGGCCCUAUGUCUGCUGUAGAGGUAAAGCUGACAACAUGUGGAACAUCUCAGAUUAUGACUCUUUCCAGGUUUAAAAUACAUUCUUCUCAUGGGGAGCUAAAGGUUCAGUUCCUCUACUAUGAACAGUGAAUCUCCAUCAUACAGGAAACCCACUGCCCACUCCUGAGUGGCUUCUGGAAUAUGAGAGCCAGAGCUGGUGUCAGCCAUCCUGGGCCUGACAGGGAAGCUCAGGGCCUGGGAAGCCUGCUGGCUGAGACCGGUAGCAGCACUGCGUCUUUUCCCCAGUGUGCAAAGGGUCCCUCCCUGAGCUCUGCUUGUGGACAUGCCCUGCUCCUCUCAGGUGACAUUCUUCCAGAGCAUUGGAAACCUGUAAAUGUUUACAUGUGAUAAAAGGUCUUUCUUCCUGUGGUUAAUUUAGAUCUAAAAAUUACUUCUCAGAACAGGGCCUCUUGCUUCCACACUGCUUCCUGUGCCAGGUCUCAGGUAUGAUGUUGAGUUGCCUUGAAAUUAGGGGGCGGACUGCACCUUCACACUAAAGCUUCCUGGCCUGGGGGCCCCUUGUGCCAGCUGCCUAGGACCCAGACUCUUCCUCGGCCUCCUCAAGCUGCCACAGAGCAGGUCUGAGAUGGUACCCAACGAGACUGACCGUGGGCGGGGGGCACAUCUUUUUCCAUUUUUGAGAAGUGUGUCCUGUGAUUCGUGCUGGUUUCUCCUGCAGACUCUUGACCUCAAUCUUGCAGAACCUCUCUAAUAAGUUUAGUGAUAGGCAGUGUUGCUCAGAGGUAAGCCUCUUGUGUCAGAGGAACGAAAUGUAGGUGAAGAGAUCUGAUGUAAAAGGCCCCGAUCUCACUCUUAAGGAUUUACUUCAACACUUUUACGUCCCUCUCACAUUUGCUGAAAGUGAAAUGGGAACAAAGGAAGGAAACCAGUGUUUAUUUUGCAUUUACUGUGUAGUGGCAUGAGCAAGUCUUUGCAUGCAUUUUAUCUUGUUUAAUUCUUAAAACAGAUACUACUGUCCCCAUUUUGCAAAUGAAGAAAGAUUUGGGGCUGUUUGCCUCACUGACUCCAAAGUCCAUUUUUUUCCCACUGUUCAGGAUUGCCUCUCCCAAUUUAUCAUCCUCUUUUUUAUAGAUAAGGAAACUGAGUCUCAAAGACGUUAAGUAGCUUCUUGCAAGCAGAAUAAAACAGGCUUGGUUUUGAAGGUGGCUGGUGACAACCAGCAUCAUAGAGUGGUAAAAGCUGGGGAAAUAUUCUACGUCCCUCUGUCUAACUGAUGAGGAAACCAAAGCCAGCGUGCUAAGUGUUGUGUGAAGAGCCACAAAGCUGUAACCAAUUGAUUUUUCCUGAGUUCAUUAGCUUUGUGGCUUAGUGCAUUGCUACAGAGCAGCUAUAUGUUGUCCUGGCUUUCCUGGGGUAGUCUUAAUUUCAGAUGUUUAGCCUGCCAGAGACUGUAGGUUCCAGAAACCAUUGCUGGCCCUGUAGAUUCCAGCAGUGGGUAUCCAGACAGCACCCCUCACAUGCCUUUUAAAAUGGCAUAAAACUUUAGCCUAGUUUUUUUAUGUGGAAAACUCAAUCGCUUCGAAUGGACCACAAUAAUUGAUCGUUAACCCCUUAAGUUGCCAGCUGAUCCACCUAGCUUUCUUGCCUGCUAUCAGCAAAGCCAUAAACAUCUUUGUUUUUAAUGGAUUAAGAAGAAAUCUUCAUCAGCCUUUUAGGGAGAAGGUGCAGGUUUUGCUGCUGAGAGGUGUGAGUGAUGAAAAUGGGCUGGGUUUGAAUUUCCUUUCGGAGUCCUUAGCCCUGGGUGGUUUGCACUGAGGAUUUCCUGAGGUGGGAUAGAAUACUGGGUUCUCAGUGCUCACUGCCUAUAGUGAAAAUCUAAAAUUCAUUCAUUAUGCAAUUUCAAAGUGCCUGUUGAGGGCCAACCUCAGCUCUAGGCACACAAGAUUGAGAGAAGGAAACGAAGCCCUGCCUCCUACACUGUCUCUGCUGAGGACCUCUAGCAGAGUGCUCAGACUACUGGGAUAUGGUGGUCUGGCUGGCAGCCUAAAUUUGUCGAGUCUGGUGUCAGUGACUUGGUGGUAUAUGGAAUAUUUAAAGGGCAAUAACCAUUUUCCACCCCCAGCCGACCACAUUAUGCCCGGCUGGGCCAGCCCCCAAACAGCCCACCUUCCCUGGCCAUAGCCCUGUGGUCCUCACAUUGAGGAUUAGGUCAGGAUGUUCCAGCUCCCAGAGUCCUUUCAAGCACCUAUUUAUGCAGGCCUUUGCCAUGUAUAGAGCCAGCCCUCCCUCCCCAACAGUAUGGAGCCACCCUAGCAAAGCCCUCUCUGGCCCCAGAUUCACUAGGAAAGAAACCAGGGGAGCAUGGCUGAAGCCAAGCUGCUGGCUAAACUCAACUUGUGGACCAUCUGCCCAUGGCUUUCCAACAGGAUGCAGCAGUGAGUGGUCCCUGAAGAUCUAGAUCAGGAGUGAGGCCUAAGGCCAAGCUCAGCACUAGCCAAGAUGGAGAGUCUUGUAAGAAUGAGACAGAUGUAGAGGGGUUUGUGGGCUUAGCAGACGUGUUGAUUUUCCACAUCCCAAGUCCUCUGCCCUACCACCAAGAGAGCGCCUGUCUCAUUGUGGUCACUGUUAGCCUGGUGUCCACACACACUUGGACAGCAAUGUGUGGCGGAUGCUUACAGAAGGUGGUUAGUGGCUGUCCUCAAGGUUGGGAACACUGAGGGUUCUGCAUUUCCGUGGUUCUGGCAGAGGUUGGGAGACUGGAAAGCAGGCCUGUUUGGGGAAGUAGUUCAUGUAAAUCACCAAUCCCUUCCAGAAGACUGUUUAAAUUCUUUCCUAUUAAUGUUUUAAAUAGGAAAUACAUUUAUGUAGCUCAAAAUCCAAGAUUAACAAAAGGCUUUUUAGCAGAGGACUCCCACCCUGUUCCCCCAGCCUCUGAGUUCCCAUUCUUGGUAGCAACCAGUGUUUCCAGUUUAAAGAAAUUAAAAAUAAAGUCUUCUGAUUUUUAUUCCCAAGACUGAGAGUGUAUCUCCCUGGAUAUGGUAAUUGUGGUGGUAGAUGUGUUCUAUUUGGCCUUGGUGGUUGACCUCAUAGCCCGCAGUAAUCAUGCCAUCCUCUUUGGGGAAGAGGGGCUUAUAAAUGAGGCCUCCCAGACCAUCCCAUACAAAACAGCAACCCUCACCCUAGCACCACAUGUCUGCCUUCUCUGCCUUACCUUUUCCAUAGCUGUCUGACAUACUGUAUAUGUAUUUGUUUAAAUUAUUGACUGUUUCCCCCUCCUAGGAUAUAAGCUACUUGAGGGCAAGGAAUUUCUCGUUCAGUGCUGUAUCCCCAGCUGCUAUGAACAGUGCCAGACACAAAUAGCUCGAUAAAUCACUGUUGAAUGAGUGAGUGAGUGAGACAAGCAGUAAUUCCUGUUUACAGUAAGUUUUAUAGCUUAUGCUUUCCAGGGCCCUGUGCUCAGCCCUUUGGAAGGGGUAUUUGAACCAGGGUAAUGGCACUGGCAGCAGGAAGUGGGGAGGAACCAGGUAGUGACCUGUGAAGGGUGACCGAUGGACCCUCAGAAGCUGGAGAGCUGGUGGUGGUAGAAUUUGAGAGAGGAGGAGUUUGGUUGUAGACAUGGUAGGCUGGAGUUGCCUGGGAGUAUCUGGAGGCAGAUGUCCACAGCCAGCUGGGAGCCCAUGAGUGGGCCAGAGAGGAGAUGAUGGUUUAGGCUGUGAGGACAAGCGGUAUGGCCAAGGGAUAAGAGGAGAGAGUUGAGGACAGAGCCUGUGGGCAGGGGAAGGAAGAGGAGAGCCUGGACAGUGGAGUGACUGAGUCAAGGGAGGACUUUGAGUAGAUUUUAGGGAGGACUAUGAAGAGAUAACCUCUUCCUUGGGCUUGCAGCUGCCCCAGCCAAGGCUCCCAAGUGAACCAGUGAAGUUAGAGAACUUUGAAGAGCUGGUUGUGACCCAGUGAUGGAGGCAGGGUCCGAAGUGCAAGGUGGUUGUGUAAGAACGUGGGUUACAAUUCCAACUGUGCAACCGAAACUUUGUAAAAGGAGUUAACCUCACUGGCUAAGUUUCCUCAUCCAUGAAAAGUGGUAGCAAUAGUUGUCACCUCAUGGGUUAGUGUGAGGAUUAACUAAGUCAUUGAUGUAGACCACAAAGGGCUCAGUCAACACUGGCUGCUGUUGUCAUUAGUAUUUUUGCAGAGGGAGUGGGAGUUGAGGAAGUAGGUGCAGUAAGUCAGGAGAAGUUUCUUGGUGAUGGGAAGGAGAGAGACGGCAGUACCUGGUGCUCAAGUCCUUGCAGAAGAGAGAGGGGGCAGUAGAAACAAAGCUGUAGGGCAAGUGGUGGGGUCUGCAGCAAGCGAAGCAUAAGAUGAGGGUUUGAAGACAUGGAAGAGCAGAUUUGUGAUUGGUAGAAGCAGAGACAGAGGGGAGGGGAGACUGAAACUUCCUGUCCCAGGAGUAGGUAGGACCCCAGCUGGCACAGUGGGAGCAGUUGGUGUUUGGUGAGGACUGGGGUGAGGGUCUCCGGACUCUGACUAGCCAGACCUAGAUGAGAAUUGAGGGCCCUUUAGGGAGCCUGCACUUCCCAUGAAAAAGGGGAUCUUUGGCCUUUUCAAGAGCAAACUUUACAUUUUUGCUCAGCUCCGACAUCAGUUUGAUCUCCUGGGAACAGGGGUGACCACCCCCCUCCUAGGACUAGGCCACAACUUGGAGAGGGGCAAGCUGGAGGCUGGCCUCUGCAUUGCUGGGAAUGCAUCCCCCUCUGCAAAGCUAUGAGAUCAAGAGGUACAGGUAAAAUUUUCAAAAGCUGGGGUCUGUGGACCCCCCAGACUGAGGUGAUAUUCAAAAUAUUUUACAACUGGCAUGGCAGUGGCUGCAACGGUGGGCUCAAGAAUAACGACAACUGUGAGGAUGGUGCAGGACCGGGCACUGUGUUGUUCUGUUGUGCACAGGGUCUCUAUGAGUUGGAACGGACUCAACACCUAACAACACAUGGCUCAGGCACUGAUCGGUCAGAGUGGACGUGCCAGAUGGGGGUUGGAGGGUGUUACUGCUACAUGUCAUCUCUGCCACCGGGACUGCUGCUCUGUUAUCCAAGGCAACAGAGGGGAGAACCCAGAGGCUGCCACAUCUGGGGUUUGCUGCAGUUGAAUUCUCUGAUGGUAAGGUUAGUGAGUCAGCUCAGGGGCUGCGCUGGGAGGGACAAGGUACCUUCUCACCAUCUCUGGACUCUCACAAGCUUCCAGUGAAACUGGAGGCCAAGAGAUGGACAAAAGCCCAGGGCACUUCCUACUGCAAAAGAUCACAGCCUUUUCUCUGGCAACCUGGGAGUAACGGUUUUCUCCAGCCUCGGGGUCCUGAGCACUUGGCACUGGACACCCUUUCUUUGAUCCCUCUCCAGCCCUCGGAGUGGCUCCCAAGCUGGCUGCAGGCCACAUACAUCUUGCCUGGGUCUUGCCUUGGUCUCCCUGGCUUGAGUAGCUGCAGGCUACUCACCCUGGAAAGUAAUCCUUUCUUGCUAGGGAAGUGCUUAUCUAACGGAGGCGAGCUUGGAUUUGGACUGUCAACUGCUAACCCAGCUUUUCCUGAACUUUUUCAUAUGGCUGGACCCACUCCCUCUCGAAGAGGCAACUCCCGCUCAAAAGCUGGACUCCACCCUUUGGGGGAACUUUCUGCUGAGAUUCCUACCCCUGAGUUUCCGACCCUCUUUUUGCCUCCUCUUCACCAGUUGGGUCCUGCCCCAGGCCCAGGAAUUGUCAACCAACCCAUCAGCUGUUUAAAAUGCACUGUGAUAGUAAGGAGUUGGAAGGAAAUCCCUCCGUCCAAACUCCGUGCCAAACAGGCAAGGUACAGCAACACUGCCUGGCAGCCUCAGGUGGACCCUCCUGGCCAUGGAGGUCGAAGCCAGUGAAAACCCUAUGAGUAACAAUGGUCCAAUCUGGUUGUGGAUGGGGUUGCCAUGAGUCAGGAGCUGACUCGAUGGCCACUAACAACAAAGGGAUGUGGAGAAGUUCUCACAGGCUCAAAGGGAAGGUGGAAAGCCCAGAACACAGGAGAAAAAAAAAAACCAACUGGAAUACAGCUGUCACCCUACAGCAGUGGACCCUCAGGGCCAUGGGCCCUACUGACCUUCCCUGAAGAGACAAACUCCUAGGGUGCGCCUCUAAUUACAGAGCUCAGGUCACAGGGCAGUGCCUCGCAGCUGGGAGGCAGGGACAGGAAAUCCAGCGAACCUGGCCCUACGAUCACACCAUGGGGGCUUGCCCCCAGUGAGGAGGAGAUUGGGGGCAGCUGUCCAUGACAUCGCACGUGGAGGGUGGUCCUGAGGGUUAAGAGUCCAGAGCUCCGUGCACAGCUGGUGGGAAAUCUGGAAAAUUGUAUGGUGGUAUCCACUAGAGUUAACUUCUGCCUUCUCGAUGACGAAGCGAUGCCAAAAGAGUGUGUGUGUCCACCAACAGACGUGGGCAAAAACGUUCACAGCAGCACUAUAUGUAAUCACCCAAAACUGGGAACUACCAGAAUGCCCAUCAACCACGGAAUGCAUAAAUAGGUAAAAGGAAUCCUAGCCUGAGAAGCAUCAAACUACAAUUACACUCAACAGCUUGGAUAAAUCUCACACGUGAAAUGUUGAGCAUAAGAGAUCAGGCACAAAAGACCUAUACAGUUUCAUUUAUUUGAACUUCGAAAACGGGCAUAAUGCAUCUUGUAUGGUAGUAGAAGUCAGGAUUGCAGGUACCCGCCGAGAAGGUUCUAGACAGAGGGGCACAAAGCGGGGACCUCUGGGGUGCUGGUCACUUGUGUGGUCACUUUGUGAAGCUUCAUUGAGUUUUUCACUUAUGAUUUUGUAUUUUCUCUAGGCAAGUUAUACGUCAAUUUAAAAAAAUAACAUAUGGGUCUGAAAAAUAAUUAGUCCGUAUGGAGUACUUGGGUUAGUGUAUGGCACUUAGGAUGGGCAAAGUAAACAUGAGUUUGGAGUACCUGGGUCCUGUAAGGAAACCUUGGUGGUGCAGUGGUUAAAAGCUACAGCUACUAACCAAAAGGUCAGCAGUUUGAAUCCACCAGGUGCUCCUUGGAAGCCAUAUGGGGCAGGUCUAC